Molecule: messenger RNA, 2186 nt
Organism: Saprolegnia parasitica CBS 223.65
Lineage: Eukaryota; Oomycota; Saprolegniomycetes; Saprolegniales; Saprolegniaceae
Exons: 16
Coding region: 28-2130 (700 amino acids)
Biological process (GO): mitotic cell cycle; cytoplasmic microtubule organization; spindle assembly
Cellular component (GO): equatorial microtubule organizing center; gamma-tubulin small complex; centrosome
Molecular function (GO): gamma-tubulin binding; microtubule minus-end binding
Source: RefSeq, a predicted model, not a curated record
CUUCAGCAGGACUUUCUCACGCAUGCGAUGCUGCACAAGAAGGCGGCGCUGCUCACGACGCUCCUCAAGCUCAGCCUCGACACGGACCCGGACGUCUCGACGCUCUACGUGCCCAUGCCGCUGCCGUCGACCAAGCCCGCGCCGCCUCUGGUUUCGGACGCCCGGCCGACAAGCGCCGAGCCGGCCGCCAAGGCCAAGCCCUCGGACGACGCAACGUUCCGCGCCUUCACCAAGCAGCACGACCAGUCGUGCGAGAUCCCCGAGUCGGUGCUCUUAAAGGAAGUCCUCUACGCGUUCCAGGGCAUCGAUUCCAAGUACAUCUACUUCAACCCAGCGAUCGAGCGCUUCGAGGUCGCCCGGCACGUCGGCGUGCCCCUCCCCAUGCGCGACUUGAUCCGCAAGCUCACUGAAGUCGGCUGGCUCUACUCGCGCCUCGCGAGCUUCAUCGAGCGCCACAGCGAUGUCCAGGCCAACGGCGUCAUUUGCCAGAGCUUUUGCCACGCACUCCAAACCGAGCUCUCGGACUUUUACCGACUCGUCGCGCUUCUCUCGGCGCAGGUCGACAUGGAUGCAGACACGACAAGCACGCCGCACCUGACGCUUAAGCGACUCUACGUCUGGACCCAAGACCCAUUGGAUCGGCUUCGUGUCAUGGCCUGCCUCGUCGAUAGCGUCGAGGGGCUUCGCGGUGGCGCCCUCGCCACCGGCAUCCACAUGUACAUGGAGCACGGCGACCCGUUCGUCAAGAGUCUCAUCCAGACGAUCCUCAACCAAGUUGCGGCGCCGAUUCUGAGCAUGAUUCAAAAAUGGACGCUCGAAGGCGCGCUCGAUGACGUCUAUAAUGAGUUUUUGUGGCGGGCGACCCGACCGUGCCCGACGACCAGCUCUGGAGCCACAAGUACCACGUCGAGUACAAGAUGCUGCCGCACUUCAUUUCCAAGGACCUCGCGCACACCAUUUUUGUCAUUGGCAAGAGUCUCAACUUUAUCCGGACGUGCUUGGGUCCUCGAAACCGAGCUGCAGAACGAUACGCUCACGUUCGAGCACUGGAUCGAAUUCCAAGCGUGGAUCGACCGUGCGGCGCGCGAGACGAACGCGUAUGUGACGAAAAUCCUCUUGGAAAAGUACCAGCUCCUCGACCACUGCCGCGCGCUCAAGCAGUACCUUCUCCUUGGCCAGGGUGACUUUAUUCAGUGCCUCAUGGACCUCCUCGGGCCGGAGCUCUCGAAGCGGGCGUCGCAGCUGUACCGCCAUAAUCUGAUGAACGUGCUCGAGACAGCGCUGAAUGCGUCCAACGCCAAGUACGAGUCGGCCGAGAUUUUGAGCCGCCUCGACGUCAAGCUGCACCAAGCAGCGGCCGGCGACGAAGGCUGGGACGUCUUUGCGCUGCAUUACAAGCUCCAGCCGCCGCUCAAUACCGUGAUCCAAGAGACGACCAUGUCCGAGUACCUCCGCAUGUUUUCUUUCCUCUUUCGCGUCAAGCGUGUCGAGCACUCGCUCACGUCGUGCUGGGGCCGCGACAUGAACCUCCUCAACGACAUUAGCAAGACGCUACCGGAAGCGCGGGCGGUCAUGCAUCAUUGCAACCUGCUUCGGUCCGAGAUGAUCCACUUUACGACCAACUUGCACAACUACAUGAUGUUCGAGGUACUCGAGACGUCGUGGCACACACUGCUCAAAAACGUCCAAGCCGCGUCCGAUUUGGACGAGCUCAUUGCGGCCCAUCAUGCGUACUUGUACACGAUCAAGAAGAACGCCUUUUUGAUGGACGAGAGCAAGCCGAUGCUGCUCCAGCUCAAGCUCAUUUUCGACACGAUCAUUACCUUUUGCAAGCUCCAAGACUCACUCUACACGUCCGCGAUGCGGGAAGCCCACGUACUCCGACAACAGGCCAAAGACCGCCACGGCGACUGGGGCAUCUCGGUGCACGACCGGUCGACGCCGUCCGUCUUUGCGCCCCACUCGGCGUAUGUGACGCAAAUGCGCACGAUUGCCACCGACUACAACGCGCAUUUUCAGUCGCUCCUCGAGAUCCUCAAGAGCCACUCGAUCGGGUCCGAGAACCUCCCGUUUCUGACGUUCCGGCUUGAUUUUAACGAGUACUAUGCGCGCAAGCGCGCCAGCGACUAGAGCCCCUUUUUUCGACUGGAUUGCAAUUAAAGGCAACUUGAUAUACUGAUAUUUUG